ACAAACUGAUAAGAUGAGUGUGUGGAAAAAAGCACGCAACCAAUCAAAUGCAGAUGUUGCCCAAGUCAUUGAGGAAUAUGACAAGAAAUUGCUAAUGGAACCUGAGGACCAGCGAGAACUUAGGGCUGUAAAAGAUCGAAUAUUCCAUGAAUUGCUUGGGGAAGAUGGUCAUGGUUAUUGUCGUACCUAUGGUUCUACUGUGCCUCGCAGUUUGGUGUAUCCACAGGAAUCAAUGCCUUCUCAUAACACCAAUGACCUCAUACAGAAAAUAACUGAAGAGGUUACAGAGAAAGUGAAAGAGGCUUUCACAAGGAAGAUGCAGGACCAAUUAGAUAUGCUUCAAGCUCGGAUUAACUUUUUAGAGAGCAAUGAGGGGCAAAACAGAAAUCCAUGUGGACAGGUUCAAGAUGCAACUAGUGGCCAUGAAGUUAGAAGGGAGUCCAUAGGAGAAGGAGUUCAUCCACAUUCAACUAGUAAUCAAGAAAUUGAUCAUGCUCCAGUACUCACCAAGCCCCUCUAGUUAAUGAUAACUAGUAUUGUGGUCAAG
Rosa chinensis is the source of this 547-nucleotide messenger RNA. RefSeq lists its product as uncharacterized. The transcript is spliced from 3 exons. Lineage: Eukaryota; Viridiplantae; Streptophyta; Magnoliopsida; Rosales; Rosaceae. The coding region runs from base 14 to 520 and encodes 168 amino acids. The record is from RefSeq and is a predicted model, not a curated record.